AUGCGCCGCGCUCACCCGUUUUCUGCGGUUAGUCUGGAGAAGGUGCGUGUUUUUAAAGUUGUUCGUGCACAACAUUCAUAAAUCAUUGUAGGUCGUUCUGAUAAUGCUGUCAAUGAUUUAACAUCGUAAAAUAGAUAAAUAUAACGUUGUUGAGAAAGAGUAUACUCGAUAUCCAACACGCAUUUACAGAUACUAUAUAACUUUCCACAGUGGAAAUAACUGACUUGAUCCUGACUGUAUUCUGGCCCACAGAACAGCAGAUUAUUAUAAAGAUGGCGUUUAUUAAAGAGGAGAGUGAAGACAUCAAGAUUGAAGAAACAUUCACAGUCAAACAUGAAGAGACUGAAGAAGCUUUCAGAGUCAAACAUGAAGAUCCUGAGGAACAAACAGAUCUGAUGCCACUGAAGGAAGAGAGUGAAGUGAUUAAUGAAGUGGAAGAGAAACCUCACAAUGAUCAUGAUUACAUUGCUGAAGACGGUUCAAACACUGAAAAGGCUUUCUCAGAACUAAAUCCUGGAAGCACAUGUUAUCUCAUUUAUCAACGACACGGAAGCACUUACAGUCAAAAAGUAAACCUACCAGGACACAUUCAGAUUCACCAAGGACAAAAAACAUACACAUGCCAAGAGUGUGGAAAGAGCUUUAAUAAAAGAAGAUAUCUUCGAGAUCACAUGAGAGUUCACACUGGAGAGAAACCCUACAAGUGCCCUGAGUGUGGAAAGAGCUUUGGACAAGUGGGACACUGUAAUGUCCACAUGAGAAUCCACACGGGAGAGAAACCCUACACCUGCCAAGAGUGUGGAAAGAGUUUUAAAGAAGCAGGAGACCUCAAGGUUCACACGAGAAUCCACACCGGAGAAAAACCCUACUCUUGUCUUCAGUGUGGGAAGGGUUUUAAUCAUACGGGACACCUUAAAGAUCAUGUGAGAAUUCACACUGGAGAGAAACCCUACACCUGCCCUCAGUGUGGAAAGAGUUUUGUUCAUGUAGGACAAUACAAAGUCCACAUGAGAAUCCACUCUGGAGAGAAACCCUACACAUGCCCGCUGUGCAAAAAGAGUUUCAUCUAUAAACUAAGCCUUUCCAGACAUGUUAAAAUCCACAAACAACAGAAACCGUACUCCUGCGAGCAGUGCGGAGAUAGCUUCAGUCAGCACGAACACCUGGAGUUCCACAUGAAGGUUCACUCUGGAGAGAAAGCCUUCACAUGCCCUGAGUGUGGAGAGGGUUAUGAUCAAAUGCCACACUUUGGAGCCCAUGUGAGAACUCACAGUGGAAAGAAACCCUACAAGUGCCUUCUGUGUGGAAAGAAGUUCAGUCAUGGUGCACACCUUGAAGUUCACAUCACAGUUCACACUGGAGAAAAGCCCUACUCUUGCUCUAAGUGCGGGAAGAGUUUCACACAGAAAGUAAGCCUCACCAGACACAAUAAAUCCCACAAGGAAGAAACGCCUUAAAGCUGCCAUCGUAUUGGGGUUUCUAACAAAAGGAGACCUCGAAUUCACUUUAAAUGAAAAUUUUAAAAAUUACAAUCAAAAUUAAAUAAAAAAAUUAAAUUA
Molecule: messenger RNA, 1559 nt
Organism: Danio rerio (zebrafish)
Lineage: Eukaryota; Metazoa; Chordata; Actinopteri; Cypriniformes; Danionidae
Source: RefSeq, a predicted model, not a curated record